AUGUCAAAAAAGUCGAAGACCGAACACUUCAAUGACGACACAACAAAAUGCAAUGACGAAUCAACAAAAUCAAAUGACGACACAACAAGAUCCAAUGACGACACAACAAAAUCCAAUGACGAAGCAACAAGAUCCAAUGACGAAGCAGCAAAAUCCAAUGACGACACAACAAAAUCCAAUGACGAAGCAACAAGAUCCAAUGACGAAGCAGCAAAAUCCAAUGACGACACAACAAAAUCCAAUGACGAAGCAGCAAAAUCCAAUGACGAAGCAGCAAAAUCCAAUGACGACACAACAAAAUCCAAUGACGACACAACAAAAUCCAAUGACGAAGCAGCAAAAUCCAAUGACGACACAACAAAAUCCAAUGACGACACAACAAAAUCCAAUAGUGAAUCAACAAAAUCCAAUGACGAAGCAACAAAAUCCAGUGACGAAUGUUGUUCUACAAAGGCAUGCGUUUCAGAAACAAGUUAG
This is a messenger RNA of Haliotis rubra (blacklip abalone), 477 nucleotides long. RefSeq names its product aspartic and glutamic acid-rich protein-like. The transcript has 2 exons. Bases 1 to 477 code for a protein of 158 amino acids. Lineage: Eukaryota; Metazoa; Mollusca; Gastropoda; Lepetellida; Haliotidae. The record is from RefSeq and is a predicted model, not a curated record.